Molecule: messenger RNA, 1164 nt
Organism: Adineta steineri
Lineage: Eukaryota; Metazoa; Rotifera; Eurotatoria; Adinetida; Adinetidae
Source: the annotation of a GenBank genome assembly
AUGAUUGCUAAAUUAUUAUUACUAUUAUUUUAUUUUAAUAUUUAUUGCUUCGCACAGUAUGAUGUUGACCCAAAUGGUUAUAUCAUGUUUUGUCCAUGUAUGGGUCGAUUUGGUAAUCAAGCUGAACAAUUCCUCGGUGUUAUAUCUUUUGCUCGAACACUCAAUCGAACUCUUGUACUUCCACAUUGGAUUGAAUAUCCAACACGAAGUAUUACUUCAGAUCAAAUUCCAUUUGAUACAUAUUUUCAAGUUGAACCAUUACAAACUUAUUUAAAAGUUAUUUUAAUGAAAGAUUUUAUGAAACAUUUAGCUAAUAAAGUUUGGCCAAAAGGAAAACGAUAUGUUUUUUGUUAUAGUGCUCAGAUCAAUGAAGAAAGUCCGAAACAAAGUUGUCAUGCAAAAGAUGGCAAUCCAUUUGGACCAUUUUGGUCACAUUUUAAUAUUGAUUUUGAUCAGGAUAUUUUUUAUCAACCACUUUUUUAUGAAAUUCGAACAUCAAAUGAUUGGAAUACAAAAUAUCCAUCAAUAGAAUAUCCUGUUCUUGCAUUUAGUGGACCACCAGGAACUCUUGAACGAAAUAUUCCAUUAGUUAAAUACUUUGUCUAUUCGGAUUAUAUUCGAGAAAAAGCGGAAAAUUUUUUAAAUAAACAUCAAAUCUCACCUGACACAUUACUUGCUAUUCAUUUAAGAACUGGAGUAGAUUUUGAACGAGCAUGUACAUAUCUUAAUGGGAAAUCAAAUUUUUUUGCAUCUGCACAAUGUCUUGGUUUUAAUCUUGAAAAAGGUAUACAAUUAACAAAUGAUAUAUGUUAUCCAUCAGAAGAGAACAUUUUAAAACAAACAGAAAAUAAGAUUCAAGCGUCAAAAUCAACUGUUUUAUAUAUUGCUGCUGAUGGCGAUCAUAUGAUGGAGAAAUUUCAAAAACGUUUUGGAAAAAAAUAUGGUGUAAAAAUCAUUAAAUAUGAACGACCAUCAAGUCAAAGUGAAGGUGAAGCAGCACAUUUAGAUUUAUAUAUAUUAAGUGUAGCUAAACAUGCUAUUGUUAAUUGUCCAUCAACAUUUUCAGCAUUUGCAAAACGACAACGUGAUGCACAUGAUAAAUUAACUGAUUUUUGGGGUAUUGAAAAUAGUCAAUUAACGAACGAACCUAAUUCUGAUCUCUAA